This is a messenger RNA of Sycon ciliatum, 1550 nucleotides long. RefSeq names its product ubiquitin-like-conjugating enzyme ATG10. The coding region runs from base 254 to 940 and encodes 228 amino acids. Lineage: Eukaryota; Metazoa; Porifera; Calcarea; Leucosolenida; Sycettidae. Gene Ontology annotation, cellular component: intracellular anatomical structure. The transcript has 6 exons. Gene Ontology annotation, molecular function: Atg12 transferase activity. Gene Ontology annotation, biological process: protein modification by small protein conjugation; protein lipidation; macroautophagy. The record is from RefSeq and is a predicted model, not a curated record.
UUGUAGCCUAAUGAGUAUUGUAAUGAUUAUGGAGGUGCUACGAUUUCAAAAUCGUCUGGAAAAAUACUGUCAUGAUGUAGUUAGUUAGUUGACCUGACUUGAUGCAUGGCUAGCUGAUCCGGGGUUGUCGAAUCUUCAGAAAUAGCCGAGCAUUGUUUGUCAGGAAAUAAUACGAGAUACAUGUACUACUAAUAGACAUUGUAGUUUGCGUAUUAAAAGUACCAGAAGUAAGCCGAUCAUUUUGCAUAGCCGAAUGGAGCAAAGUUACCAGCAAUUUCUAUUGUCACUGAAGUUUCUGGUGUCAAAGUCCGAUGAAUACGGCGAUGGCUGGCAGAAGAAAAUAUCGGCUCGCUCGGAAGUAUAUGCAAUGAAAGAGAUUAUUCAGAACAUGACGGUCACAGGAAGCAGUAGCCGCCGACAUGACCCUGUGCUGGAGUUGAAUGACACGAUAGAUGGUGGUUUGUCGGACGAUGAUGAUGAGGAGGAGGAUGCGUCCACGCUUUGCUCGGCCAGUCCAGAUUUGGCGACGGCUGUGAAAACUGUUCGCUAUAUCUACCACGUCGUGUAUAGCACUAGUUAUCAGGUUCCUGUCCUUUAUUUCAAUGCCUACACUCUGGAGGGAAAGCUCCUGUCUUUGGACGAAAUCUGGGCUGCUGUUCCUGAUCACUUUCAAGCACGUCUGAAAGAUGAACGGUGGACUUUUUUGACUCAACAGGAGCAUCCGUAUCUUGGCAGGCCCUUCUUUCAACUGCACCCGUGUAAGACAGCGUCACUGAUGCAGUCCUUGCAGUGCGAACCAUCCAGUGAGCACUACGUGUGUUCGUGGCUGAGCGCCAUCGGUUCAGUCGUUGGUCUCAGCAUGGGCUCAGCGUACUUUUUACCAUCUGGACGGGAAGCAGCCAGUGAUGCGGUGGCAACGCAGAGUAGUGAUGUUACGUAGGUUACGUAGCCAAGAGUACUGUGUGAUGCUGUCACAAAGAAUUGAUUGGGAGCGGAGCGGAUGCCCGGAAUACGUGUAACGUCAUGCCCACGCGCUGACAUCUUUUGAUCAGUGUCUGAAUGCAUCAACGCUGUCACUGGGAUCGAACAACUUCGCCCAGUACAUGGUAGGGCCUCCAGCAGUAGUUGCUUGCCAUCCUACUGUGCAGCAGCAUGGUCACUACUCAGUCUUGCAGCGUAUAGAGAGUUGUGAAAGACGUGUUUGGAAACAACGCAACAGCUGCCAACACACUCUCUUUUCGAAAGUUUCUUCAAAGUACUAGAACCUAGUUUAGAGUGCGAGAAAGUGCAAGGAAGUGCUCGUGCUCGAUGAAGCAAAUCCGCAGCAGCUGGGAUAUGAUCCCGGGGUAACUGUUGUUUUGCUUUAGCAGCUUUACUCUCAUUCACAUGAUAACUACAUUGUAAGUCUCCGCUUGCCAGCAUGCAAUACGUUUCCAUCACCCAUGUCACCAUAAUGGGCAUCAGUGCGCUUUGGAUAUGAUGACUCCUUCAUCGAAGCCCACAAUUCCACACUCAUUGUGCUUGUGCUUGCUGUAGUAUCAUUCAAAGGA